Bactrocera tryoni is the source of this 1665-nucleotide messenger RNA. RefSeq lists its product as uncharacterized. The transcript has 5 exons. The coding region runs from base 1 to 1665 and encodes 554 amino acids. The record is from RefSeq and is a predicted model, not a curated record. NCBI's taxonomy places the organism in Eukaryota, Metazoa, Arthropoda, Insecta, Diptera, Tephritidae.
AUGGGAACUGAGUUCUCUGAAUUUGAGGCUGGUUUGGGCUGCAAGUCUGUAAGGAAUAUGCAAGAGCAAGAACUUCCUUUAAGAGGCAACCAUGAUAGCGGCGCGCUGUCAUUAACUCGGCCUGAACAGAAGGAUGGAAAAUUUAGAGCCCUAUUACGCUUCAGAUUGGAUGCUGGCGAUGAAAAUUUGAGAGCUCAAAUCGCGAAUAGUGCUAAGAAUGCCAAAUAUUUAAGUCCAGAUAUUCAAAAUGAGAUUCUCGAGACUGGCGCUAAUAUUGUGACAAACAAAAUAAUUAAUAAAUUGAAGGCACAGGCUGUGCCCACCCUAAACCUUGGAUACGACGAACCCCCUAAGCAUUUGUGGACGACUCAAUUGCCGGUUCGAAGAUGCUGCAUUUCGAAUUGCGUUAACAGGCAGAAAACGCUCUACAAAUUUCCUAAAGAGAAAGAUGUUCGAGAAAGUUGGGCAGAGGCUUGCAGCUUAGUUGUGUCGCCUUCCGAUAGUCUUUUUAUUUGUCGUAACCAUUUCGAUUCGCAGUACGUUACCAAAUUCAAACUAUUGCCUGGGGCUUUUCCCUGUUUCAGAUUAGGUUCAGCACUAAGUCGUAGCUCAUCUAGUGCUGACUCAAUUUGGGUGUGCCCGCCCGUUUCUAAAACUUAUGGUUGUCCUGAGGUAGCUGUAGGAAGUAAAGAAGAGAAGGACGACAUAACUUUGAGGGAAUUCGAGACAUAUUCAAUUUUAGAACAAAGAAGAUUAGAAUUAGAACCCCAAAAUGACGACGUAGGCUAUGCAUUAGAUAGUCGUGAACGAUUUGCUCGAUCGGCACGUUACUAUCAAAGUAAUGCGCUUAAAUUGAAUAAGAAGAUCAAAGAGUUGGAGGAUAUUAUUAAAGAUUUGGAAAAAAGGUAUCAAGACCUUAGUAAAUGUGCAAUAGUUGCGGAUGUAAAUUCAAGCAAAGAUGCUGUAACAUUCGCUAGGAUGAUCGUCGCGAAGCGCACUAUUUUCAGUGACGAUGAAAGGGCAUUGGCACAAAACAUUAAUUACAUGUCCAAUAAAUCAUAUUAUUUUAUGCGUGACGAUUUAGGUUUCGCUUUACCAAGCAAGAGCUCUCUAUUGCGAUGGCGCCCCAUAAAGUAUGUUGUCCCUGGGUUCGAUGCCAAUGUCUUGGGAAAUUUAGAAAAAAUUACAAAAAAAAUGUCCGUUUUAGAACGAAAUUGCGUUCUACUAUUUGAUGAAAUAUCAAUUAAGACCGACCUAACAUACAAUAGAGUUAGGGAUGUUAUUGACGGGUUUGUGGAUUAUGGGGAAGGCCAUCGUGAAAUGAAAUUAGGUAGUAAGUGUUGUUUUUUCAUGAUAAAAGGGUUGAGUUCCAAUUGGAAAUAUGUGUUUUCAUAUUAUAUUUCCAAAAGUGGACUUCCUACAUUCAAAUUACUUGAAAUUUUGAAUAAGAACAUCACAGCACUAAAGUCGAUUGGUCUAAACGUAAAAGCUUUAGUCUGUGAUCAAGGGCCCGCUAAUAUUUCAGUUAUGAAUAAUUUAAAUAUUUCUGAAGAAAAACCCUUUUAUUUGCACGAAGGUUCCAAGAUAUUUCGCAGUGAUGGGUCAAUGUCCAUUGGUUCUGGACGUGGCUGUGGCUUAUGCAAAGGACGUGGUGGUGGAUUGUAA